AUGUCUUCACCAAACUGCAACCAUCCCCUAGAAAUGUUCACCCCAACAUGCCCCUCCAAUCUCGAAGACGAUUUCGCACAAACAAAAGAAGAUUUCGACGUCUCUUCUAUUCCGGAUUCCGAUUCUGAAGACGGGGUUACAAUUUACUAUCAAACCCCCGAAAAAAGAAAGGGGGGUGAUAAAUUUGCAGAUCAACGGAUGACAGAUGAUGAGAUUUUUCAUGGUGCUUUUGUUGCGGACUUGACGGUAGAUGAAGGACAAGAUGAAGAAGUUCAUGAGUCUGGUACCGCAGUUCGAUAUUCUACCUCGAGCAGAUUUCCGACUCCGACAACGGAUAAAUUGAUUAAGUAUAUCAAUGAUACAGAUCUCUUGGGAGAUGAGGAUGAUAGAUCUGUCACAAAGUCUCCAACUGUCCAUCAUCAAAACUCAAAAGAGCUCGCGAGAAUCCGAGCAGUGAUUACUCGAAACCGAGUUCCCGAUACUCAUCAGACAACUCAAAACUCUACAUCUGCACUCGCAGUACCAGCAGCUUCCACAGGGGUACGAAACUUCACAACUCAACACCCACCAGCUACGCCUCUGAUCCGGGAUUUCGCAAUUCCGCUACCAGUUAACUUGCCAACUUCUAUCCCCAUCUCCAACCCUCACAAUCUCUACACACUCGAAACCCCGCCAGCCCACCGCGGCACGAAUAUCCGCCAAUAUCAAAGUCUACGAUCAUGUAGAUAUCCCGUAGUCGGCAUCCGCACUAUGUAUCAUUAUCACGGCUUUCUUUUCCGUCGUACUUUGGAUGAUCUUCAUACAUCCUCUAGUGACGAACGGGAAGGAGAAAUAUAUCGAGAAUUAUCUGCAGGGGAAGAAGCAGAUGGUGAGGGAUAUGUGGAUAUGGAUAUGUCUGGAUCUGCAACUGCGCCUUCACGCAGUCCAAUUCUAGGGAAUCGAGAUCAGAGUACGGAGGAUUCGGCAGAGAAUGGGGAGAUUGAGGAGUUAGAAAAUAAGGGACUUUUUCAGAUUCUUCCUCGAAGUUCCGCUCGCGUUUCGAAGAGAAAUAUGGAGAAUCGCGAGGGAUUAAGAACUAGCGUAUCAAGCAUCCCCAGCAUCAUCCCUCCCCUAACCAUCCCCCUCCAACCUCUCCAAAACUUACAAACUCCCCGAAUCGACCCCUGGCCCGUCAUCGCCCUCGCGCAUCAAAUCCCCCUCUUCCCAACACACAUCCUGACCUCCUCCUCCCUCGCGGAACUCUCCCUCUAUGAAAAGCACCUCCAGGACCGGAACGGAUACUCUUCAUCCCCACUCGAUCAAUGGGCCCUAACGCAACACCGACUGUUCCUCUGGAUCAAUUCCGGUGCGUUAGAAAAUGGGAUUGAUGGGGAGACGCGACGGCCGGGAAGUGCGGACAUACUUUUGGAGAUUGAUGGGGAGAGUAGCGAGCUGUGGGACUAUGAGGAUGUGGAGGUAUUUGCGAAGUGGGAGGGGGAUACUUUUAGGAGGUGUUUGGAGUGGGUGCAAGAUGUGGAGAUAAACGAGGAGCGAGAGGAAUGGGGAGACUUGGGUUUGGAAAACCAGGUGUAUGAUUUUUGUGAGGAGGAAGAAAUCAUUCAUCGGUCGGUAAGUGAAGUUGAUAUGUAUGAGAAGAUAUAUGAGGACUCAUCUUCAUCUGAAUGGAUCGAGGAAGAAUACGAUGCCGAAGACGAGCGAGGCGGAAUCAGAUCUAUACAUCAUGUACCCGCGACUCAAAGCCACGAUCCGCGUUUAGGCAGAGUAGUAAAUAUAUUCCGCACGCGGGCACUCCAACGACUAGGAAUAACACAUCAGAAUUCCCCAUUUCGGCAAUCAAUGAAUCAUCCCGCGUUUCGCGAAACCGGAAUCCAAGCUGCGGAUCAUGCGCGUGCGAAUGCGAUGGCAAGAUUUGAGAGAAUUGCGGAGGACUUUGCGCGGAGGGAGAGAGGAGCGGGGGAGGUGGAGGAUCCUGUGAGACAGGGUGAGCAAUCGCGAUUUGAUGGUGCGGAGGUGCAUAUGAGAGGUGGUGCGGGGUCUGGGGAUUCGGGGAAGGGGUCGAAUGAUAAAUUUCCUUCUACUAGGUCCAAGUCUCAGAAUCCACCUCUUCCCAGUGCUAGCAACCCAAAAAGAAACACCUCACUCCUUCAUCCGCAUCUGCAAGCCCAAAUGGAUAAAGUCAGAACUAAAAUCCCACCUCACCUCUCCAUUAUCCACGCCAUCGAAACCCUCAACCAAAAAUUACGCAUUCAUUCCACCACCUCCAGACUCCUUAUUGGCAGUGCAACUAAGCUCCCAAAUCUCAUCAGUAAUCUCCUACCCCCUCUAUCACCAUCAGCACUCCUUGGAACCUCAGCCACCACCCUCUCCGCACACACGCCCAUGCGCGAAAGAAUCCUCCACGGGAUGCAGCAAAUCCCCGCACAAAUCGCCGCCCUCCCUUCAUGA
Molecule: messenger RNA, 2445 nt
Organism: Botrytis byssoidea
Lineage: Eukaryota; Fungi; Ascomycota; Leotiomycetes; Helotiales; Sclerotiniaceae
Exons: 1
Coding region: 1-2445 (814 amino acids)
Source: RefSeq, a predicted model, not a curated record